Molecule: messenger RNA, 581 nt
Organism: Coffea arabica (coffee)
Lineage: Eukaryota; Viridiplantae; Streptophyta; Magnoliopsida; Gentianales; Rubiaceae
Product: FCS-Like Zinc finger 3
Source: RefSeq, a predicted model, not a curated record
AAUCAUCUAUUCUAUUCUUUCUGUAAUGGCAAUGAAGCGCAACCGAGUUGACACCACAGAAGAGUUGACAGCAUCGUUUGCAACCAAGCAACAGCAACAGAAACAGCCAACAGAGGAUCAAACUAGGGUGAAAGCCAAGGAGAGUGAUCCACCAAAACUUGGUCAUUUUUUGGACAACUGCCACAAUUGCAAGAAGCAUAUGCCAGUGGGUGUUAAAGUCCACAUGUAUAGAGACUUCUGCGGGUUCUGCUCUGUUGGAUGCCGUGAGAUACAAAUGGCACUUGAUAACCUGGCAGAAAAACAAGCAAAGCUGGCGCAAAAACAAUUACCAAGCUGCAGCGAUUAAGUGGAUCAGUGAAGCUAAAAGUUGAUAUGAAAAGUCAGUACAGAACAAAUGAUGUUGAAUCUACUUUGAGAUCUUAAGGAUAUCAGUUUCCUUGCUGAGUGUAGAAGUGCAAAAUUGUUAAGUUUUUCUAAUGAUCUUGGGCUAAUGUACGAUGUGUAUCAUUUAGUAUAACUUUCUAUGACCAGAUUGAUGUGAAUGUUGGCAGUUUGUAUAUAAUUGCUUUACUUUUGAAUGU